CAAUGUAUUUUUGAGUUAAAACCUGUUGUUUCCUUCUUUCUUCUUUUUUUUGGUCUGGUUGAUGACGCAGUGUCCCAACAACCAAUUACGUGAAGGCAAACAAUGCACAUGCAGUUGUCCCAUUGCCCCAAUGUGUGUGUCUGUCUCUCUCUCUCUGUGUGUGUGUGUGUGUGUGUGUGUGUGUGUGUGUCAGCUGCUGUCAGGACUGAAGAUCACUCACUGAAAUCAUCAGGAUUCAGGUUGUGUGUCUCUUCAAGCUCUGUAAUGUCAGAUCAAGUUAAAGAGCUCGUGUCAAAGUGUCUCCAGGCUCGGGACAUGGCUUACUGUCCAUACAGCCGCUUCCCUGUCGGUGCUGCCAUACUGACAGCAGAUGGCGCCAUAAUCACAGGCUGUAACGUGGAGAACGCCUCCUACGGCCUCACGGUGUGUGCCGAGCGCACGGCCGUCCAGAGAGCUGUGGUGGAGGGACACACACAGUUCAGGGCCAUCGCUGUGACAUGCGACAUCAAAGAUCGCUUCGUCGGUCCGUGUGGAGCCUGUCGACAGGUUCUUAUGGAGUUUGGAUCCGACUGGAUCGUGUACUUGGCCAAGCCGGACGGAUCGUACAAAGAAACCAGCCUCAGUGAACUUCUACCUCUCGCCUUCUCAUCGGCACAUCUCGCAAAGAACUAAUGAUGGAUUCUCAAAAGUUACACUGAUGUUAUUGUUAUGAGGAAUUAGGAGGUUUGUUAUCAUCUUCUUUUGAAGUUGAUUUAUAGAAAAUAACACUUCAGCAAUAAAGUGUAUUUUUUUACCUUAAA
Messenger RNA from Platichthys flesus (European flounder), 800 nucleotides. RefSeq names its product zgc:103586. Bases 103 to 672 code for a protein of 189 amino acids. The record is from RefSeq and is a predicted model, not a curated record. Gene Ontology annotation, molecular function: cytidine deaminase activity; zinc ion binding. The transcript has 5 exons. Gene Ontology annotation, cellular component: cytosol. NCBI's taxonomy places the organism in Eukaryota, Metazoa, Chordata, Actinopteri, Pleuronectiformes, Pleuronectidae.